This is a messenger RNA of Penicillium macrosclerotiorum, 618 nucleotides long. RefSeq lists its product as uncharacterized. The record is from RefSeq and is a predicted model, not a curated record. Lineage: Eukaryota; Fungi; Ascomycota; Eurotiomycetes; Eurotiales; Aspergillaceae. Bases 1 to 618 code for a protein of 205 amino acids. The transcript has a single exon.
AUGGCAAUUCUACAAACUCGAGUUGGACUCCCUUCUCUUCGGGUCUCCAGCCUGAAGCCUGUCCGUUUGGCCCGCAUCAGACAACCCCGAGCUCUCUAUACUCUCUCUUUAAAGAACGCUUUCCACCACAGAGCGUGCAAGCUCCCUCAAUCUCCUUUGACAACAAAGAAAUUGAGACUCCAGGUCCUCAGUCAUCGAUAUCCUUCCACCUCACUCCCGUACUCGACCAGUGCCAACCCAAACGCAGACCAGCUUAUCGAAGAGCUUCAAGACUUGUACGAAGCCGCGAAAGACGAGUUCGAAAUUGCAAUCGACAGCACCGACGGCUCAACUAUCUAUGCAGCUUCGGACCGCGAGUCUGCACGUGACGCGUUGAACCAGCUCUGCGCUGUAUACCACCUUUACACAGCCCGGCCUGGCGAGGACGCAGACACUGGAUCGCAUGCGGGAGCCAGUACUGGGAAGGUAUCCGGGGAGAGUGCUAUCGUGGAGACAAACUACAAUCCAGCGGAUAUCGCAAGUGAAGUGCGGGAUCAGGUGCGGAAGCGCAUUGGGCAGCGGAUUCGGGAGAUUAAGAAUGCAGUUGAGGUUUUGGAGGAGAGGGCUAAGGCUGACUGA